GCCCCCUCCCCCCAAAUCCCCUCAUUCGCCGCACCGGUUUUUUUUUCUUUUUUAACGCCGGAGCAGCAGCGACGGUUAUUGCUCGUCGGAAUCAUGAGGGGUGACAGAGGCCGUGGUCGUGGCGGACGCUUUGGUUCUCGGGGUGGUCCUGGCAGUGGGUUCCGACCCUUCGUGCCUCACAUCCCUUUUGACUUCUAUGUGUGCGAAAUGGCUUUCCCCCGUGUGAAACCCGCCCCAGAUGAGACUGCCUUCAGCGAAGCCUUGCUAAAGAGAAAUCAGGACCUUGCUCCCACUUCUGCUGAACAGGCUUCUAUCCUCUCUCUGGUGACCAAGAUCAACAAUGUGAUUGACAACUUGAUUGUGGCUCCAGGAACAUUUGAAGUGCAAAUCGAAGAGGUUCGCCAAGUGGGAUCCUACAAGAAAGGAACCAUGAUGACUGGCCACAAUGUGGCAGAUCUAGUUGUGAUCCUGAAAAUCUUGCCCACAUUGGAAGCUGUUGCCGCCUUGGGAAACAAAGUUGUGGAAAGCCUGAGGACGCAGGAUCCUGCUGAAAUACUGACCAUGCUCACCAAUGAGACCGGCUUUGAAAUCAGUUCUGCAGAUGCAACAGUGAAGAUUCUUAUAACCACUGUGCCCCCCAACCUUCGCAAGCUGGAUCCCGAGCUGCACCUGGAUAUCAAAGUGCUUCAGAGUGCUCUGGCAGCUAUCCGACACGCUCGCUGGUUUGAGGAAAACGCGUCUCAGUCCACAGUGAAAGUCUUGAUCCGUCUGCUGAAGGACCUCAGGAUGCGGUUCCCAGGCUUUGAACCCCUCACACCCUGGAUUCUUGACCUGCUGGGACACUAUGCUGUGAUGAACAACCCCACACGGCAGCCCUUGGCUCUCAAUGUUGCCUACAGGCGCUGCCUUCAGAUCUUGGCCGCUGGGCUCUUCCUUCCUGGCUCUGUCGGCAUCACUGACCCCUGUGAGAGUGGGAACUUCAGAGUCCACACAGUUAUGACCCUGGAGCAGCAGGACAUGGUCUGCUACACAGCCCAAACCCUGGUCCGCAUUCUCUCCCAUGGCGGGUACCGGAAGAUCCUUGGGCAAGAAGGAGAUGCCAACUACCUGGCUACCGAGAUGUCUACCUGGGAAGGUGUGAUUGUGACCCCGUCGGAGAAAGCAUAUGAGAAACCACCCGAGAAGAAGGAAGGGGAAGAGGAGGAGGAGAACCAGGAAGAGACUGCUACCGGAGAAGAGGAAGAGAGCAUGGAAACCCAGGAGUGACCUGCCAGUGACCUCUCCCCUUGCCUCUGCUACUGAUGGAUGAACAGCUGAAGAAGGCCAAACCUGACUCCCUUUUCUCUGUGUUAUUCUAAUUGUCUUGUUUUUAAAGCUCUUGCUAUUAAAAUUGUGUUUUCCUUUUAAAAA
Lacerta agilis (Sand lizard) is the source of this 1410-nucleotide messenger RNA. It is a transcript of the gene ILF2, whose product is annotated as interleukin enhancer binding factor 2. NCBI's taxonomy places the organism in Eukaryota, Metazoa, Chordata, Lepidosauria, Squamata, Lacertidae. Bases 94 to 1266 code for a protein of 390 amino acids. The record is from RefSeq and is a predicted model, not a curated record. The transcript is spliced from 15 exons.